AUACAUAUAUAUAUACAUAUACAUAUAUAUUUAUGUAAACCGAAGUGGACUUGCGCUGGUUUCUCAACUUGCAAUGGAAGGAGCACCACCGCCAAAGCCGCGUCGGACACGACAUAGAAUCAGUGCCAUGCACUAUGAGUCCUUGCCCACGGCUCCGCCUGCCAUGUGUGGACGGACCGAUGAGAACAUCUUCCAAUUUCCCGCUGUGGCCUCACGGGCACGCAAUCUCUCUGCUUCGCCCAAACUGCGCGAGGAGAAGGAUUUGCCCGUGUGCGAGCAUGGAAAGCACAGUUGUAGCUUCUGCCAACCUUACCGAGCGGAUCGUGGCACGAUUGAGCCGCUCAAGAAUCGGCUGAACACUGCCAUUGAGGCCAUGGAUCAACUAACUCGCACGUGUGCAAUGCUUGAGGGCCUGCUGGAGCAGAAACUGGCCACCAUCACGGACAAUGACGAGGAGUCGGCAACCGAAAUGGAAUCGGAUAAGAUAGCCCUUAAUGCUGCUUCAACUUCAACUUCAACCUCCACUCUGACUGCAGCAACUGCUCCUGCUGGUGCAGAAGGUCCAGCCACAUCCACACCCACCGCCGACACCGAAUUCGAAUUGGAGCACACGUUGACCUGGCUGGAAUCCCUAUUGGGCACGGAGGUGGUGCCACCCACAAAGCAUGGCAAAUUCAAGCGAAUACGCGAGCGCAGUAAGUCCAUGAUGGAGGAAGAGAUAAACAUGUAUUUAAAGGGCGACCGGCAGCUGAAGAACUCCUCUCGGCCAUAUUUGCUGCGCCGGCAGAGCACCUACAGCGACAACAAGUCCAAGGUCUCCAAGUGGACCAAGGUGAAGGCGGCUUUCAAGUGGGAGCGUGCCAAUGUGCCGCCCACAGCUGCUCACGAUUCCAACACAUUGAUGCCACUCAAUCUGGAAGUAGAAAGGUAUUUAAAGGUGCCAAUAAGCGGCGCUGGCGGCAGCAGCUCCGCGGACAGCAUCAUCAGCUCCUCGUCGGGACACUUUUUGAGCGAAACGGGCGGCACUCCUGGCACCAUCAGCUCGGCCAGCUCCUUGGAUGAGCUGCAAGUGGAUGCGGGCAGUCGCCAGCCAAUGCGACGACAUUCUUCUAAGGGUGACACGCGCCCCUCCAGCUACGAAGUGGAGCUGCGUAAGUCGGCCACGGAUGAGCGCUUGGAUGCGGCCAAGUGCACGCUGCCCAGCAAAUCGUCAUCGAACAAAUCUCUACGUCGCUCGCGAGCCUUCUCGGACUUUGAGGUGCUACCCGAGGAUCAUGUGGCGGACAUUAAGGCGACGACCAGUCGCCGGAACAAGCUGCCGCCCAGUCCGCUGAAUCUCAAUCAGGUGUGCAGUGAUCUGCCGCAGCUGCAUUCGCCGCUUAAGAGUCCCAAGGAUGGAUCACGUAUGCGUCAAGUGAACUCGCCGGGCAACUCCUCGGUGCCGAGCAGUCCAUCCAGGCAUUCGGAUUUCUUUGGUGAAUUUGAGAGCGAGGAGCUAUCAAGUGGAGUUUCCUCGGAGCCCACGACGCCAAACUGUAAGACUUUCACACAGAACGAAGAUGAAGUAUUUCAACAUUAUCAACUUCUACUACUCAAACUAGAUAUGGAGUUCAAGCACAAGCAAUGCGAACUAAAGCGAGCUAGCGCGAGCAAUCGCAGCGUCAAGCUCAGCAGUGGUGGUCCGGGCAGCGUCAGUGGCAGCGGCAAGCGCAGCAGCGAGGAGCAUUCACCCACGCAGCUGCUGCACAGUGAUCUUAUGUCCACCGAACAGCUCGAGCAGAAUUUGACGCCGCAGUUCAAGAAGAAGCUGCACAAAUGGCGGGCCAAGCAGCAGAGCUCCAAUUGCUAUGUCAGCUCCGAGCCAGCGGCGAGUCCCACAGCCAAGAGUCUUAGUGGCGGCGAUAUAAAGCCCAAAAUCGACUGGAAUCUUUGGAGCUCGGGUGCCCUGAAGUUUGAGGGUCAGGGCCUGUGCGCGCUGCCAGACCAAAAGGAUUUACCUGAAAAGUUUCAAAAGAAGCUGGAGCAAUGGAACCGCCUGAAGUGUACGCCAGCCGGUGGCACCAACUCUGACAAUGAUUCCCUCAAACGUAGCUCCAAGCACAAUCAGUCCAGCCGGCGAGGCUCUGAUGAUGAUCGCUGGUACAAGCACAAGCCGCACGAAAAGGAAAAAUUGGCACGCCUCAAAGCCAUCGUGGCACCGGAUCAUACAUCUAAGAAUAUUGAGGUGAAGACCUCAGAUGGCGAGGUGAGAAAAUUCGAGGGCAUCUCUCGCAAAUUUACACGCAAGCUUUACGAGUGGGAGAAGGCCAGAGGCAUUGGACCGGAGGCCUCCACCUUUGCACUGCUCCAUCCUGGCUACAGUCCUUUAUAUGUGGGCCUCAUCAACAAGGAGUGCAAUAAGAACAACCCCGAACACUCACCGACGCUGAGCCGCUCAUUAUCCCUGGAUAGUGUGGCGCCCAACGGCAAUCAGGCACCGGUCAUAUCGCAGCAGGCCUCAUCCUUGUCGCUAAACGAUGUUAACGAUUUUAAGGAGAUGCAGGACUGCACAGAUUCGGCGGAUCAGGAGUUCAAGAAGUACGACGAGCCCGAGGCAGUAAUGGUCGAGGUGGAGGAGCACAUACACGACACCGCCUCACCGCUGGUUACCGCCCACACUCUGGUCGAGCAGCAAACGCCCAUCUACAAGUACGAGGAGGUGCAGUGCAAUGACUAUGUCAACUCGCGUCGGGUUCAGAGCUUUGAGUCGCACACGAACCUGGCCCCGCUGCUGGGUGCACUGAAACGUGCCGACGAGCUGUUUGUCCGGCUCAAGCAGGCCACCGCCGACAUCGUGGAGCAUGUGGAAAUGCGGGAUUGCCAGGCGACCUUGCUGAGCAUUCGCAGUAUUUAUCUAUACUACUCGAACAAUUUGAUGAAGCCGAACGUGUUGAAUGCUGUGUCCGAUGUUCAGAGUGACCUGGGCCGUCUGGCCGAGCUGAUUGUGAAGUCGCCGCUGGAUGAGGCAUGUUGUCAGGAGACAAUGGCGGAGCGCACGACCGAGUACUUGGAGGAGCUUCAGGGUCUACACGAAUCGCUACUUUGCCUAAAGUUGAGCAUACAGGGCGGUUCGACUCGUUUCCCCCGUGACGUUGUGCCGGACAUCAACAUAACUGCCGAGGACGGGCAGCAGCUGGAGAGCAGCUCUACGUAUGCCACUGGCGAUGCUUCUAGUCGCGAUCAUCUGACGCUGGAUGAGCACAGCGCCGCCUCGCCCUCCCCUUCGCCCAGGGAGCACGAGACCGAGACAAGCACCACGACAGGCACUCUCUGCCGAGCGAGCAGCUCCGUGACUGCAUCGAAGAAAAAGCUGCGCCUGCGCAAGAUGGGCUCGCGCCAGAAUAGCAAAACCGAGAGCGAUAGCAGUGAUGCGGAUUCACAGAGUGUGCUGGAGACACCGCGACGCAUACGCCGCAAGAACUUCCGGCUGAAGCAGCGAUCACUAGAUGAUGAUUUUCGCCUGAGCUCUGUGACAACGGCUGGCCAUGCGCCAUCGGCCGAGCCAGAGGAAAUCAUUUGCAGUUCGCUGAAAGUGAAGCCCGGCGAGCGCAUCGAGGAGUCACACAGCAUUGCCAGCAGUAUUGCCCAGCCGAUUGCCAAGCAAACUGGCUUCGUGCCACCGCCGCUGCCCGAGCAGCAUGCACGCAGCUACAACACCAAUGCCAAUGUGUUUGUGAAGACCAAGCGCAAGCUGUUCACUGCAGUGCCGAAGCCCAAUGCUGCCGAGGGCAUAGCUCUCAUAGAGAAGGAGCUGGAGAGCCCCACCUAUAGCGUCGAGGAGGCACAGUCACCCAAAACCAAGGCGCCAACUAAGCCGACUGCGCCACGUCCGCUAAGUCUAUAUAAAUCCAUCAGCCUGGAGCGCUUGUCGCCUCUGCGAGCCAAGGAUGAGCUGCGCAAGUGCCAGAGCGCCAACGAUGUGCAUCGAUCGUCCAUUCCGGUGCGUGCUCCACUUGCUAGCGAUAGCAUUAAAUGCCUGACGCGCUCGAAGCGUCACCUGGGCAUGCCCGCAUUUCCCCAAGUGCCUCCGCGCAAAGCGCAUCUCUACAAGAAGAACUCGCUGCACAAGUCGCAGAGCGCCACAGUUGGCAACAACAUUGAGCACAAAAUUGCCAAGACCAGCUCUGGAUCCUCGGUGAGCAAGGCCUGGCCAGCAGCGACGUCCAUAGUAUUGCCCAACAAGCAGGACAAUACGCUACCGCGCAUACAGCGCAAGCUGGAGGUCAAGGGAAAGGUUAUGCACACCCCAACCAAGGCGAAGCAUUUCGAGUUUCCAACAUCCAUUAUGGAGCCCCAGCGUCCGAUGACGCCGCUCUCCGAGCGCGCCUUGCGACUGCAGCAGGCCAAGGCAGAGUUUUUGCAGAGUGCACCAGUGACGCCCAGGCAGGAGCCGCUGACUCCCAUAGCUGUGAACGAUGUGACCUUGCACAAGAGCGUCAGUGCUGGCAGCAUGCGGGGCGAUGUGGGCUGCUCGACAGAGCAGCUGCAGCAGCGAUCACAACAAGAAGUGACUACGGAUCAGGAGAGUGUCAGCAACUCCAGCGCCUACGAUAGCUUGCCGCGCGCUGUCACCCGCUCGGCGCGGAUCUCCAGCAAACUGGGCUUUGCCACGCUGGCCUCCAAGUUGCGUCGCGGCGGCAAGAAGCCCAAGGAUCCACCGGCUCCCAUGCCGCCGGGCAGUGCACUGUCCGCACUCUGUCGCCAAACACUGAUGGCCGAUUUGGUCAUUGGUGGCGAACGCCCACCACCCAGUCCCUCGGCGUCCACAUCCACGCCCGCUCGCAAUGUGCUCAAGUCUCAGAGCUCACCACAAGCGGCCAUAUCGAAUUUGCAUGCCAGCUACGAGGGCCUCAACAAAUCCCUAAGCGAGCAGUAUGUGCGCCAGCUCAAAGAGAGCGACGUCUAGUCAGCGCUAUAAAGAAGCACCUCAGUCCUCUAAGUCUAGAUCAUCAGAUUGGCUACCAAACAGCUUACCAAAUAUAUUAUAAAACACAAUA
Messenger RNA from Drosophila navojoa, 5036 nucleotides. RefSeq lists its product as uncharacterized. The record is from RefSeq and is a predicted model, not a curated record. Lineage: Eukaryota; Metazoa; Arthropoda; Insecta; Diptera; Drosophilidae.